This is a messenger RNA of Pongo pygmaeus (Bornean orangutan), 1826 nucleotides long. It is a transcript of the gene KNSTRN, whose product is annotated as kinetochore localized astrin (SPAG5) binding protein. The record is from RefSeq and is a predicted model, not a curated record. Gene Ontology annotation, cellular component: mitotic spindle; centriolar satellite; kinetochore. The transcript has 9 exons. Gene Ontology annotation, biological process: mitotic sister chromatid segregation; regulation of attachment of spindle microtubules to kinetochore; spindle organization. The coding region runs from base 171 to 1121 and encodes 316 amino acids. Lineage: Eukaryota; Metazoa; Chordata; Mammalia; Primates; Hominidae.
ACCCUAAAUGUCGCCACGUUUGCGUCUCCAUCCCGGAAUAUGACGCUGGUAGCUCAUUAGCUCCAUUCAAGCCUACAAACUGCAUCACCCUCCUCCUCUGCCCAGACCUGGGGGCUCCAACACCUUUCGCUAGGUCUGGCUGUGGCCUCUGAGCGAACCUUCCGUACAGUAUGGCGGCUCCCGAAGCCCCGCCCCAGGACAGAGUUUUCCGUACAACAUGGCUGUCUACAGAGUGCGAUUCCCAUCCACUUCCGCCCAGCUACCGGAAGUUUCUAUUUGAAACCGAGGCGGCAGACCUAGCCGGUGGCACGACAGUUGCUGCAGGGCAUCUUUUGAACCAGAGCGACAAGGACUGCGGGCAGGACCGGCGGGCUCCUGGGGUUCAGCCGUGCCGCCUCGUUACGAUGACCAGUGUGGUUAAGACAGUGUAUAGCCUGCAGCCCCCCUCUGCGCUGAGCUGCGGCCAGCCCGCAGACACACAAACUCGGGCCACUUCUAAGAGUCUCUUACCUGUUAGGUCCAAAGAAGUCGAUGUUUCCAAACAGCUUCAUUCAGGAGGUCCAGAGAAUGAUGUUACAAAAAUCACCAAACUGAGACGAGAGAAUGGGCAAAUGAAAGCUACUGACACUGCCACCAGAAGGAAUGUCAGAAAAGGCUACAAACCACUGAGUAAGCAAAAAUCAGAGGAAGAGCUGAAGGACAAGAACCAGCUGUUAGAAGCCGUCAACAAGCAGUUGCACCAGAAGUUGACUGAAACUCAGGUAGAGCUGAAGGACCUGACCCAGAAGGUAGAGCUGCUGGAGAAGUUUCGGGACAACUGUUUGGCAAUUUUGGAGAGCAAGGGCCUCGAUCCAGCUUUAGGCAGUGAGACCCUGGCAUCAGGACAAGAAUCCACUACUGAUCACAUGGACUCUAUGUUGCUGUUAGAAACUUUGCAAGAGGAGCUGAAGGUUUUUAACGAAACAGCCAAAAAGCAGAUGGAGGAGUUACAGGCCUUAAAGGUAAAGCUGGAGAUGAAAGAGGAAAGAGUCCGAUUCCUAGAACAGCAGACUUUAUGCAACAAUCAAGUAAAUGAUUUAACAACAGCCCUUAAGGAAAUGGAGCAGCUAUUAGAAAUGUAAGAAGAAGCAAGUGGCCAGAUGGGUCCCUCUUGGGCAUAAAAUCUCAGAGGAAGCCACUUAGGACAUCAUCUUGGCCAUGAUCUUCUGGGACUCAACCAUCUGCAGAAUGAAAACAAUUUCUACAGUAGACUUAAGGACAGUUUAUGCUGAAAUGGCAAUUCCUCAUUUAAGCAAGUUUUCCCAACCUUCAGAUUGGUCAGCCCUCCUGAGCCUCACAGGUGGAUAAUUGAGGCCUAUAAGAGAGGGGAGCCUAGGAGCUUGGAUUGACCUUCUAGUCAACCACCUGACUCCAGCACACCAUUACAAUCGGGAGACUAGACCAACAACCAGAGGAUCUAAAAGGUCACAUUCAGAUUUUCAGGAAGAAAAUCUUCAUUACAGUGGAGCACAAGUAUUCCAUACAAGACAUCAUUGAGGAGCCAUGCUGUCCCCUUCUAACCUGAAACACAUUCUGUCCCAUCCUGGUUGGGCUUCUGUACCUUCUUAUUAAUUUAUGAACCUGAAGUUGCUUUUGAAGUGUUUUGGGCUUAAUAAAUGGGGUGAAAGUAUAGGUAGCAGUAACACCUACAUGAAACAAUACACCUUGGAUCUUUUAAUCUAAAUUACUUUUUUUUUAAGCCUACUUUUAAAAUAAAUACUUCUGUAAAUAUUCUGACUGUAACAUUGAGGAAUGAAAAUAAAUACUUCUGUAAAUAUUCUGACUGU